Molecule: messenger RNA, 2441 nt
Organism: Populus euphratica (Euphrates poplar)
Lineage: Eukaryota; Viridiplantae; Streptophyta; Magnoliopsida; Malpighiales; Salicaceae
Product: CAS1 domain-containing protein 1-like
Exons: 16
Coding region: 324-2090 (588 amino acids)
Biological process (GO): xylan biosynthetic process; xyloglucan metabolic process; plant-type secondary cell wall biogenesis
Cellular component (GO): Golgi apparatus
Molecular function (GO): acetyltransferase activity
Source: RefSeq, a predicted model, not a curated record
GCAUUGAAAGCAAAAGAGCAACGGAAAGAAAGAAGGAAACCGAACCACCGCAAUCACAACACCAUUCCAUUGGCUAGCUUUGGUGGUUGAGAAAAAGAAAGGAAGCGAGAAAGAGAGAGAGAGACAGAAGUCUCUCUAGAUUAUAUCAUAUUUUACUAUUUCUUGAAGCAAAGUCUUUGCUUACAAAAUACAGAUCUCUCUUUCUGUUGCUGUUAUGUUCGGCUUAUAAUUUCUUGUAAGUGGUGCUAAUUCUUAUCAUGCCUUUAGAUCUUCCUUUCUCUUUCUAACCUUCAACUACCGCCCUCUCUCUGGAUCGAUCGGAAAUGGUGGUAUCCGGCCCUAUCACACCUGGACAGGUUUCGUUUUUGCUUGGAUUUAUCCCAGUUUUUGUUGCAUGGAUAUAUUCAGAGUUCCUAGAGUAUAAGAAAACUUCAUCCCCUCACAAAGUUCAUUCAGAUAAUAAUCUGCUUGACUUGGAGAAGGAGACAAUCAAGGAAGAUGACCGGGCUGUUUUGCUGGAGGGAGGCCUCCCUAGAUCGGCAUCUGCCAAAUUCCAUAGUUCUGCCAUCAAAAUGAACUUAAUUAGGUUUAUGACUUUGGAUGACUCUUUCUUGCUAGAAAACCGAGCAACUUUGAGAGCAAUGUCUGAGUUUGGGGCAGUCUUGUUGUACUUCUAUAUCUGUGAUCGCACAAAUAUACUGGGAGAAUCUACCAAGAGCUACAAUCGUGACCUUUUUGUUUUCCUAUAUAUUCUUCUCAUCAUAGUCUCAUCAAUGACUUCAUUGAGGAAACAUACUGACAAGUCAGCCUUCACUGGAAAAUCCAUGCUUUACCUUAACCGGCAUCAGACUGAGGAGUGGAAAGGAUGGAUGCAGGUCCUAUUCUUGAUGUACCAUUAUUUUGCCGCAGCAGAGAUAUACAAUGCAAUACGUAUCUUUAUUGCUGCAUAUGUUUGGAUGACUGGAUUUGGCAACUUUUCUUAUUAUUACAUUAGAAAGGAUUUUAGCUUAGCUCGCUUUUCUCAGGUCAUAUCACUGAUUCUCUACACCUUAUAUUAUUUCACUAUAGCAUGUUAUAUGCCAUGUUUCUUUUCUUUCUAUUUUUUCUUUUGGUAUACAUUUCUUAUAAAAAUGAUUUUAAAUGCAUGUUACUUGGUGCAGAUGAUGUGGCGGCUCAAUUUCUUUGUGGCAUUUUGCUGUAUUAUCCUUAGCAAUGACUACAUGCUGUAUUAUAUUUGCCCAAUGCACACUCUAUUCACUUUAAUGGUCUAUGGAGCGCUUGGUAUUUUUAACAAGUAUAAUGAGAAUAGCUCAGUGAUGGCUGUGAAGAUUCUUUCAUGCUUUCUUGUGGUUAUCUUGAUUUGGGAAAUCCCUGGAGUUUUUGACUUUCUCUGGAGUCCCUUAACUUUCCUAUUAGGCUAUUCUGAUCCUGCAAAGCCAGACCUUCCUAGGCUGCAUGAGUGGCACUUCAGAUCUGGACUUGAUCGCUAUAUAUGGAUCAUUGGGAUGAUAUAUGCAUAUUUUCACCCCAAUAUUGAGAAGUGGAUGGAGAAAUUGGAGGAAUCUGAAACCAAGAAGAAACUGUCAAUCAAAACAGGCAUAGUAGCUGUUUCAGUAUCUGUUGGUUAUUUGUGGUAUGAAUAUAUAUACAAGCUGGACAAAGUUUCUUACAACAAGUACCACCCCUACACAUCAUGGAUACCCAUAACUGUUUACAUUUGCUUGCGGAAUUGCACUCAGCAGCUCCGGAGUUUCUCUUCGGCUCUCUUUGCUUGGCUUGGCAAGAUAACUUUGGAGACCUAUAUUUCACAGUUCCACAUCUGGCUGAGAUCGGACAUGCCCAAUGGACAGCCUAAGUGGCUCCUUUCUUUUAUUCCAGAAUAUCCAUUACUGAAUUUCAUGCUUACGACAGCCAUCUAUGUCCUUGUUUCUCAUCGACUUUUUGAAUUGACCAAUACACUAAAGACAGUUUUCAUACCCACAAAAGACAAUAAGCGGCUGUUUUACAAUUCUGUUGCUGGGGCUGCUAUUUCUGUGUGUUUGUACUGUGUUGCCGUCAUUCUCCUUCACAUCCCUCAUUCACCAGCCUGAAAAAUGAAGACCAAAGAGGAGACUACAUGGAAGUUUUCUGUUGGAUGUACAGAGAGACAAGUGGAGUGAAAUAAGGAUACUUGGAAGACGUUGCUCAGAGAUUCAGCCCAAGAAAUUCAACAAAGUUGAAGAAAAAACCCUCUAUUUCCAACCUAGGCUUGGUAUUUGGGAAUGGAGGCAGGACAGGAGAAAGAUUCUUUUUCUAAUUACACAGAUCACCAUAUAUUCUUAUCUGUUUUUUGAUUUUUUAUCCAACGAUGAAAGUUGUAGUUCCUGUGACGUAGAUUUGCUGUUUUGCAACAAAUGAGUUGAGAUUCAAUUCUAAUGCAAAUAUCUUUAUGUGUCUUGUUA